Triticum dicoccoides is the source of this 2359-nucleotide messenger RNA. Its product is annotated as disease resistance protein RGA4-like. Gene Ontology annotation, biological process: defense response to other organism. The transcript has 3 exons. The coding region runs from base 123 to 2078 and encodes 651 amino acids. Lineage: Eukaryota; Viridiplantae; Streptophyta; Magnoliopsida; Poales; Poaceae. The record is from RefSeq and is a predicted model, not a curated record.
GCCGAGAGGAGUUAAAUCUGAAGCUCCCUCAACCGUCCUGGAGGAGUUCUGAGAUACCGCCGGAGGCCACACGACUACAGAUCUAGCUAGGGGGGAGGAGGGAUCUGCGGGAACAGGGAUCGAUGGAGUUUGGUGUGGCCGCAUUUGGGGCCAUAGUUAGCGUCGCCUUGACAAAGCUCUGCUCGGUAAAAGAGAAGAAGCUGAAAUCUGAUGCUAUACUCAUCAGCAAUAAACUCCAGAUGAUCACCGCUAUCAUGAAAGAUCAUGAUCGUAAGGGUGGACGUUCCAGUUGGGUGCAGAUAGGAUUGAUUGCACAACUGAGGCUAUUGGCAUAUGACAUAGAAGACAGCGUAGACUGCUUCCAUGCCAAUAAGACGAACACAGAAGAUUUUGCCACACAGAUUCGUGAACUCAAGAUUAGAUCAGAAGAUAUGAGAGCUGAGAUAAUGGCUCUUGCCGCCACACAGAUUUGUCUGGGUCAGUCUAUACAAGAUGAUGUCGUCCCCACACAGAGAUUGAACCCCCCUGGUAACGUCAACUGCUUGCUAUAUUUCUGCUUGUUCCCUCAUAAUCAUCAUGUCAGGACAAAGCCCCUAGUAAGGAGAUGGCUGGCUGAGGGACUAGUACAGCGAGAAAAGGAUGCUGUCACAAAUCUGAAAAUGUUCAUAAAAUCAAGUAUCAUCAGUUCAACCCAGACAAGCAACAAUGGGAAGGUGAGGAGAUGCCAACCUACUGACCUGAUGCUACCAUACAUCUCCCAACAAUCUAUGUCCGAGUAUUCCAUACUGUUCUGUGAUGGAGCGGCCCAACAAUUGCUGGCCGAACCAUCGCAGGCGGAAUGGUUGCAGGCCCAAGCCGCCCGCAGGUUAUCGGUGCAUCCUGCUGCAAAUGGCGAACUAAAUUUGCCUCAGGAUUUAUCUCGUCUCCGGACCCUGGCUGUAUUCCCUGGUAAGGAGGCCAAUCUCGCCAGCUAUGAAGCUGUUCUUGAUUUUUCCAAGUAUAAAGUGCUGCGGGUGUUGGAUCUGAAAGAAUGUGCUGACAUGAGCGAAGAACAUCUCAGAGAUAUCUGGAGUCAGGUGCUGAUGAAAUAUCUGAGCAUCAAUUCGGGUACAGUUGAUCGGAUUGGACGGGACAUUGGGUAUCUGGAUCAGCUAGAGACGCUCGAUCUGAGUGGAAGCGAAAAAGUGAUGGUGUUCAAAGAAGUCCUGCUGCUGCCCAAACUGAAGCACCUCCUCGGGAAGUUCCAGCUUUCUAGAAGAGACACCCUCUCUGUUCCUGUAUUGGGAUGGUUUGAAUCGGGUCUAGAGAAGUUCCUGAGAGAGAAGAGUGUGCUGGAGACGCUCGCAGGAUUUGUCACCGAUGGGAGAGCAGGAUUUCCACAGCUGAUGAGAUGUAUGAGGAUGCUGCGGAAGGUGAAGAUAUGGUGCAAAUCCGACGCAAGUGAAGAAAACCUGGACGCGAUUUCAAAGACCAUUACGAAAUUCAUUCGUGAUGCGACGGCUGAUCCUCUUCGUGGUCGGUCCUUAUCGAUCGACUUCGUCGAAUGCCCCAGGCAUUUCGUGAAUACUAUAAACUCACAUGAUUCCAAAGGCAUACUGGCCUCGCUCAAGCUGUGCGGCAAACUGAGCGAAUUCCCUAAGUUUGUUGCACAGCUAAGUGUUAUCAAGGAGCUGUGCCUUUGUUUGACUGGUCUGACCUGGGAUGUUAUUCGAGACGGGCUGGCCGAUGUGAGGGGACUGAAAUAUCUGAAGCUUAUUGAAGAUAAUCUUGGGUCUAUAGACAUACUGUCUGAAGCUGACCACCUCAAAGCCAUUAAGCGGAUAUACAUCGUGUGCAAGCAAAUGCUGAAAGUAGCAAUCGCCGCGGUCCCGCUGCCUAAUCUUGUGUCAGUUCAUAUCCUCUGUCAAGAUCUGCAUGCUAUUCCUGGAACUUCUGGCAUCGAAAUCACAAACAUGAAAAAACUGGAGGAAGUCGCGCUCCAUCCUAAUCUCAACAGAGCGAUAAGCACUGAACUGCAACAAGCUGCAAAGGGCCAUGACAAUAAGCCCAAGGUUUCAUUCAUUGACUAUCCCCAAUAAUUCAGACUUAAAUCAAACACGGCCAUAUCAGCAGUUAAUGGAGUCAAACUUCGGCUUUGCUACCCGGAUUGGCACAACAACUUAAGCAGGAUGCUGCUUCUCUUGUGUGAUGUUUUUCAUUAUUAUAUUAUGAUUAAUUACUGCAUAUAUACUGUUGAAUGUAUCUUCUCGAAGUUACUCGUGCGUCGGUUGUUGUAUCUAGUAAAUGUUUGAGAGACAUGAAUCCCUCAUAUUGUUGUGCAUUUAAUUUUAUUACUUCAAAUCAAGAGCUUUGGUAUUAA